Molecule: messenger RNA, 3504 nt
Organism: Echinostoma caproni
Lineage: Eukaryota; Metazoa; Platyhelminthes; Trematoda; Plagiorchiida; Echinostomatidae
Source: the annotation of a GenBank genome assembly
AUGAAAAGUUUAUUCUACCUUCCCUUCUCACACACUCACCAAGGAAUCACGCAAUUGCGCAAGUAUAUUCACUCGCAACACGUCGUUGCAAAACCUCAAGCACCGUUGGCUUCUGUAGCCAGUACCAGUUUACUUUCCACUCCGAGUCAAACCAAUUUAUGUGCUUCCACUGCUGGGACCUUGCGUUCGGUUAACCGACACUAUCUAGUCGGUCUAUUGGCCCAGGCCCUGUCAUCAACUUACCUCGGGUUGUUGGUUUAUGCACUACACACCCGAGAUGCAUGUGUACUGUAUCGGUUAGCUUCUGCCCGUUUGGAUAGUGCCACUUGGGGCAAAGUGUUCGGUGGGACGUAUCGUGCGAAACCCACACGUCCUAGUGCACCACCUGCUCCAGCUGGUUCCACGGCUCCUGGGUUGCCUCGACCACCCCGGCCAGAGAGGCCCACGCCAAUUUUGCGAGCCCCUCCUGGGACUAAUCAAAAAGAAAAGAAUACUGAACCUGCGCCAGCCUCUCUCGACGAUUCAGAACCUCCGGAUAACAGCUAUGAUAGCUAUUCAGAGGCACUUGCAAAACAACAGCGUCGAAUUCGGCGAUUAGCGCGUCGAAUGGAACGCAGUCAUGCUGCUGGAGCUAAGCGUGAAGCACAGCGGCGUGCAAAAGAAGCACUUAGGCGCCGCCUGGCACGUCACACGGGCGUGUUGAAUCAAAGUGAUGAUGAAGAUGAAAAAACGGGUGGAACCGUUCCAUCUGUUGAAGAACUUUACCCAGAAUUGGUGGAAAAAGGACGAUUACAGGCAGAAUUGAGUGCGGUUAAAUCUACCGCGAUUGCAAUCAGGUUGCCUCGACGCUGGAUCUUACGCCGGCUGCAUCUAGACUCUGACUUUGGUGAAUCACAGUUUCACGCUACUAGCGUGGAUUUAAAUGAUUGGAUGAGUUUAUCCGGGCCUGGAUGCGCUAGCGACGACGACCUUUCUGGGAGUGACGACCCUGACUGCCAGGGUGAUUUCAAGCAAUCAGUCGGGGCACUUAAUGGUCGUGGCGGUCAAUGGGAAGUUCAGCGUCAAUGGGCGAAAGGUGACAGUUAUGCCUGGCGUCUGAUGCGCCUUGGAAUUAUUCACUUGGCCAAACGGGAACUGGAACGUUUGGUUCAACUACUGGACUUUGGGUCAGAUGAUUUGGCUGUAUACGCACCAGCGUUAGUCACAGCCACACGAUUGGUCGAUACGUGGAUGGUCGGUUAUCGCCUGGAAUUGACCUCUCCACCUGCUCUGACCUCACGUGACCUUGCCAGGGGAAGUUUGAAUCUUAUUCCCACUUGGCAUCUGCUACCACCGGCCAACUUCCUUCCGGACUCCAAUGAUUCGGAAUUGGCUGCAAUAAACACUGGUUCAGGAACAGAACUGGGGUCCGAUCCAGCUGGUGCAUUGAGAUCUGCAUCUCAACUUCCGUCAGCUGGGGCCACACGUGCCAUGAUUCGGCUUCGCCAGCUGAUAGAUCCAUCCAAAACUCCAUUCCAAACACGAGAUCCGUUUUCAUUACCAACAAAACGCCUAUGGUGCUAUUUGGUUCGUCAGCCAAACUUGGACGAUUUGUUCAUCCGCCACGUCUUCCGAGAACCACGUCCAAUUCAGUCCUUAAUUAUUCCAAAUCAAUCUGGUUUGGAUGGCGGUUUGCAUCCAUCAUCAGAUAUCGGUGAUGUGCGACAAGCGACAGAACCUUAUGGAUCGAUGGUCCCGAAAUCAGUGCAUGGAACUUCGGCGACCAACCUACCAACACUCGGUACUGCGGUGGAUGAAACACACAAAAUGUCCACCGGUAGGGCCAUACGUUUUCAAGCGACUGAUAAACAAAGCGCUAUCGCCCCCGGCAAAUCACAGUCGCUGUUAUAUGACGACGCCAUCCGCCUGGUGCAUAAAGAACAGGAUCCGUUAAUCGCAAUGUGUGUUAAUCAGGUCAACCAUAGUUGCAUCGCGAUUGCCACUCCGAAAGAAGUCAUUGAGCUUAAUGUGGAUAAUUUGGUCACGCUGCCCGCAUGGUAUGCGGAUGAAGUGGAGUAUGACUUGGAAUUAAUGCGCAGACCUCAGUCUCGUGUUUACCCUGAGGGUGGGACGGAUGAUUUCAUUGUGAUCGAUUCUAACCUGGACGUUGCUUCGGGAACCCACGGGGCGCCAAGUUCCUCUGUAUCACAAUCAUUAGCUGGUGCUAAUGUGGGUUCCGGUUCAUCUGGAGCGCAUGUGAUGUUAAAACGUACACUACAGGCUGUCUACUGUCUGGCUUCUCAUCCCACACUUCCAUACUAUCUUUGCGGUACCGGAACUGGGUCUCUCCAUCUGUUCGAAUGGGCCACAGCCAUACCGGUCGUUGCCGGUUUCACGAACACUUACGCCCUGACGGCUGCGGGAGCCUCAGGUCAAUACCCAGCUGGUUCACGAGGGGCACGCGUGACCGCCUUGUAUUUCGAUCGAAGUGGGCGACGAUUUGGAUGUGGUGACGCUGAUGGUAACUUUGGUCUGUGGAAUAUGCAAGCAGCUUCCGCUGAGAAACCCCCCUAUUUUCGCUGUCACUGUCAUGCUAAGAGCUUGGCAGACUUCUGUUUUGUGGGCAGCAGUACUUUGAUUGCCACCGCGGGUAACGGUGGAGGUUCCUCGGGUGAUACCGGUUCAUCCAGUCACUUGAUUGCCGGUGUAAACGUAUCCAGUGGUCCAGCAACUACAGUUGCAUCUGGAUCCACCGGAUUGUACCGCUUUGGUGCAGAUUCAACCAGCUCAGUCGGUAUGAGUGCGACCAGUUCGUUUGGUUUGGAGCAGAAUGCUGCUAAUCUGGCUCUGUGGGACACUUUGCUGCCACCGAAUCGAUGUGGUGUUAUUCGAUGGUCACCAACCGAGCCAUCUUUUGCUCGCAUGCCCUGGAUGUCUACGGGUAGUCCAGUAGUGGUCGCCCCGCGAGAUCGUAUGGUCGUUGUUGGGACAAAGCGAGGCGAUGUCUGCUUUGUGGAUUUACGCAAGCCCAGUGUUCUGCACAGUUUUAACGCUCACGAGUCAUCCGCGGUUCGAACAUUAUGUGUGGACCAGGCAUCCGAUUGCCUAAUCACAGGCGGUGCAGAUGGAAUCGUUAAGAUUUGGCGUUUAUCUGAACCGGAACUGAUUGCCAGUUUUAGUGGUAACAUACACCAUCAGGGCCGUGGUGCAGCCGCUGCGGUGGCUGCCGCGGCGUUGUUUCGCGGGAAUCAAUCUGCUGCUAUUAUUGCUGCCACACAUCCGGGUGUCUCUCAAAUUCGUCUACUGCCCGUCGUAACUGGUGCCUCAUUAUUGCAUCAAGGAAAGCCCGCAGUUCCUCUCGGUUCCGAGCUCGCUCCUGACGGUUUGAGUUGUGCCCAGCAUGAAAGUGAAAAGCAUUCACUACUGUCCGCCUGCAAUGCCUGUCGGUUUUUGAGCUGCGGUGCCGAUGGAGGCCUGCGCAUGCGAUCAUUUGUCGUGCGACCGAAGCCGUUCACGGUCGCUUAG